AUGGAAGCGAUGACCUCGAUUGCGGCAGCUCUGGAGGCAGAGCUAGCAGCUGUCGCUACUCCAGCCUUUUCCCUGUCUCCCUCGAGACCAAGUAGUUCAGUUCUCGUACUGACGCCUUCCCACGAGAGGCGUCUUCUUGCUUCGGAGCCGGAUUGCAUGUCCUCACAGCAUGCACCGUCGUCUCUACCUCCGACGCUGGAGACAUUCGGCGCCUCUUCUGGAGCCUCAGAAGGGAACACACCCUCCAACCGCUGCGCGAGUCGCCUCUCCUCCCCUCUGUCCAUGAGUGAGCAACUGCACUACUUGUCCGUCGCAGCGAGGGUGGCGCCCGAGUCGUCAGCGUCUUACCGACCAUUCGCGGGGAGGCCGCUUGACGACAAAGAUGGAGAUUUGAAGGAGGAAGAAAAACUGUGUGAGCUGAUGAGAGUGCAGUACGAGAUACAGAGACAGUUGGCCCGCGUGCAACAAGAUGCUCUGUCGGUAUGUCGAAGCUUCAGCAGGCUGGCGGCGCAAGCGGCCUGCGGAGUGCGGUCGCUGCGGCGCUGUGACCUGUUUUCUCGCAGCGCCCGUGCCAGCAGCGAUCCUCCCACACCGGACGGGCGUGAGGCCCCCCCGCGACCCCACCUGAGAGAGGCAGAAGGAGCACCUACCGCCGGCUUCUCUUCCGCAAGCGCCGCUUGCCCGCGUUCGCCCUCGCACUUCUCGGGAUUGAGACAGAUUUCGUCUGCGAGGCCGGAGAAAAGGAGCCUCUCCGACGCGAGUGUCAGCGACAGACGAGUGACUCGCGGUUGUGAGUCAGCAAGAGGCAGCCUGAUGACAGCCUCAUUUCCCCUGAAGGGCGAGGCGCCUAAGUUUCAGAGGGCACGCGUGCGGACAGCGGACGACAGCGGCGUUCGCCUCUUUCGUCAAAGAGGCCGAGCCCACAGCACGCUCUCGAACGUGGCGUAUGAAGUCGUCGCGACGAGAAGAGUUAGGCGACAGACCUUUUCCGCAGACGAUCACCACAGCGCCCAGAGCGCGCCGCCACACCUUCCGUGUUCGCGCGCUUGGGGAAACCGCUCGGGGGCCUCUGAGUUUGCCUCAGACACGCCACACGCGGGCGAACGGACUUCCCUUGAUCCGCUGGCCGCGCGGAGUCUCGACAGUCAUCCCACUCGCACGCGUGAUUCGUCUUCCUGCUCUUACCUGCCGCCGCCUCCUCGAAAAGUCCUUCCAUCCGCAUUGGCCUUCCAAUCGCCUCGCAGACGCGCGCCGAUUUGGCGCGUGGCUCUGCUCCCGAAAGGGAGACGGCAGGAGGGCGGGACGGCAGCUGCGACGACAGAGGCCGCUCUCGCGACCCUGAGGAGAUUCGUUGAGGCGGGAAGGGACUCUGCGGAAGCCGACUACGUGAACUCAGUACUCGGUGGAUACGAGGCGCGCCUGCGAAGGUACGAUGAAGCACUCAAGGCAGUCGGACAACGGAAGGACGAUCGCGGACCUUCCAUCGGCAGCAGGAAGUCGGGGGCGGUCGCCGAGCCUCAGCGAACACAGCACAUCGACGCAAAGGAAGAUCAAAGCUCCCGGCAGGACGGCAACACACACCCAGCUGCGUGCCCUCGAAGCUCAUCUUGCGACGGGAGAGAUCGGCCGCCGCACGAGUGGGAGCCGGCGACAUGCGCCGUCCCCUUUCGAGGGGGCGAGCGCCCCUGUAACAACGCCUGCGCGCCUUCUGCCACUAUCGACUCUUCCCUAUCUUCCAUGAAAUGUGCUUCCGCUUUCUCCGGUCUCUCUUCAUUUGCUUCGGAAGACGCGGCUGAACCCACUGGCUCUCCACGGGCGACCGGAGCCGUCCAGGCGCGCGCCGAGGACCUCAGCCCCGUCGCGGCCUGCCCUCACGCCCACGUGCUUUGUGAGCCAGAGGCGAGCGGCGAGUCUAAACGCAACGUGGAGUCUGUGCCGUCGAGCGGUGCGCAAGCUGAAAGCCCCUCCUGCAACCCUCGGGGACGCCAGGCGCGGAGAGAAUCCCCUGAGGCAGGUGGGCUCUCGCCGCAACCCCCCCCGACUCGCCUUUUGCCGACGCCAGAGGCGCCGCCCCAACAAGGCGCACCGACGCAGACGAGCUCCCUUCAGCGGGAAAAGGAGAUGUGA
Messenger RNA from Besnoitia besnoiti, 2127 nucleotides. RefSeq lists its product as uncharacterized. The record is from RefSeq and is a predicted model, not a curated record. The transcript has a single exon. Bases 1 to 2127 code for a protein of 708 amino acids. NCBI's taxonomy places the organism in Eukaryota, Apicomplexa, Conoidasida, Eucoccidiorida, Sarcocystidae.